UAUGCUGCUGUAAUGGAUUGUUUUAUUUUUAAUGUGAUGCUCGUUGUGAAUGGUUAAAGUCCCUUUAAAUGUAUCUGGUAGGAACAGCCUACAGGUUUGUUUUUUUUUUUUUAGAAUGUAUAUUGCUGCACACAACCAAUGGCACUACUUCAAAUAUUAGAACAGCUGCCCAGAUAAAGCAGGCAGACAGCAUAACAGCAUCAUGGCUUUAAGGUGGGAAAGAAAAUGUAGAUGAAAAGCAGCAGGGAAGAGAAACCUCAAGCCUCAGAACGGAGGGUUCUCUCUGCUGGGGAUCACACCAUCUCACCAUGUCAAAGAAGGGUGCAGGCAGCCGAGCUAAGGGAGACAAACCUGAUGCCUUAGCUGCUUUACAAGCUGCCAAUGAAGAGCUCAGGGCCAAACUGACAGACAUUCAAAUCGAACUCCAGCAUGAAAAGAGUAAGGUGAGCAAGUUGGAAAGAGAGAAAACACAGGAAGUGAAGCAUGAGCAACACAAGUUUACAGUGGUCGUGACGGAACUCAAAGCCAAACUUCACGAAGAUAAAAUGAAGGAACUGUACUCUGUUAGAGAGACAUUGUUAAGACAGCAUGAAUCCGAGCUUCUCCGGGUCAUCAAAAUCAAGGACAGCGAGAUCCAGCGGCUGCAAGCGCUUGUCAAUGCCUUACGGGAUGGAACCACUGACAAGGUGAAAACGGUGCUUUUCAUUGAGGCUAAGGAGGAGGCCAAGAAGCUGUUUGAGUUUGAGAAGAUUCGAAUGCAGCAGGAGAUUUCUGAGCUCAAGGGAGUUAAGAAACAAAUGGAGGAGACUUUGACUCUGGCAAUUCAAGCUGACAAAAUGAAGGCUGUAGAGAUAAGGAGUGUCUACCAUCUGCACCAGGAGGAGAUCUCCAGAAUCAAAAGGGAAUGUGAAAGGGAAAUCCGGAGACUGAUGGAUGAGAUUAAAUUAAAAGACAGAGCAGUCUACGUGCUGGAAAAAGAGCUGGGGGUUCAAGCUGGGCAAGCUCAGAGACUCCAGCUCCAAAAAGAGGCUUUAGAUGAACAACUUGUCCAAUUCAGAGAGGCUGAUCGACAUCUGAGUAGCCCGAAACGAGAGGUUCCUUAUACAAGUGGUGCAGGAGACGCCUCAGAUCACUCAGGAAGUCCUGAACAACAGUUGGAUGAAAAAGAUGCACGGAGAUUCCAGCUUAAAAUUGCUGAAUUGAGCUCAAUCAUCAGAAAGCUGGAAGAUCGAAACACACUGCUGUCGGAGGAAAGAAACGAACUUCUCAAACGGCUGCGUGAAGCAGAGAGUCAAUACAAACCGAUCCUGGAUAAAAACAAACGACUGAGCAGAAAGAAUGAAGAGUUCACCCUUGCCUUACGUCGUGUGGAGAACAAACUGAAAUUUGUCACCCAGGAGAAUAUGGAAAUGAGGGAGAGAGUGGGAACGAUUAGACGUCCAAGCUCCUUGAAUGACCUCGAUCAAAGUCAAGAAGAGCAAGAGAUUGAAUUUCUGAGGCUGCAGGUUAUUGAACAGCAGAAUAUCAUUGAUGAUCUUUCUAAGGCAAUGGAAACUGCUGGGUAUGUCAAGAGUGUCAUAGAGCGUGACAAGAUACUGAGGUACCGAAGACAGAGAAAGAAAAUUGUAAAGCCAUUUAAGCCAGUGGUGGAGACAUUCUUUGGGUAUGAUGAAGACGGCUCCUUGGAUUCUGAUGGUUCUUCAAUCUCAUGUCAAACCGACAGGACACCCUGUACCCCUGAUGAUGACAUUGAAGAAGGCAUGGCCAAAGAAGAAACUGAACUGCGUUUCCGCCAGUUAACUAUGGAGUACCAGGCUCUCCAGCGGGCAUAUGCACUAUUGCAAGAACAGGUUGGAGGAACAUUAGAUGCAGAAAGAGAAGUUAAGACACGCGAACAACUGCAAGCUGAAAUAGUUCGAUUUCAAACCAAAAUAGAAGAUCUUGAGAAAACAUUGGCAGAGCAAGGGCAGGACAUGAAAUGGAUUGAGGAGAAGCAAGCUCUGUAUCAAAGAAAUCAAGAGCUUGUGGAGAAGAUUAAGCAAACGGAGACGGAGGAGACACGCCUAAAACAUGACAUCCAGGAUGUUAAAGACCAAAACGAACUUUUAGAGUUCCGUAUCCUAGAACUUGAAGAACGAGAGAGAAGAUCACCUGGGAUCAACUUUCACCACAUUCCAUUCACAGAGGGGAGGAGUCCGCUCCAGGUGUACUGUGAGGCAGAGGGGCUUAUGGAUAUUGUAGUAGCUGAUCUGAUGAAAAAGUUGGAUAUUUUAGGAGAUAACGCAAACUUGACCAAUGAAGAGCAAGUAGUCGUCAUUCAAGCAAGAACGAUCUUGACCUUAGCUGAGAAGUGGCUCCAACAAAUAGAAGUCAUUAAAUCGGCUUUGCAACAAAAAAUGCUGGAUCUUGAAAAUGAAAAAGCGCUCUUCAGUAAACAGAAAGGAUAUUUGGAUGAAGAACUAGACUACAGGAAGCAAUCGAUGGAUCAGGCUCACAAGCGGAUCCUUGAGUUGGAGGCCAUGCUGUACGAUGCACUGCAACAGGAGGAUGGUGCUAAGAUGUCUGAGAUCCUGUCCGAAGAGGAGAGGGGGACUCUGAAAAGAGCGGUGGAGCAGUGGAAGCGGCAGGUCAUGAGUGAGCUGAGAGAGCGGGACGCUCAGAUCCUGAGGGAGAGGAUGGAGCUGGUUCAUCACGCACAACAGAAAACUAAAGAACUUGAAGAAAGAAUAGAAGCACAGAAACGACAGAUAAAGGAACUGGAAGAAAAGUUUUUAUUUUUAUUUUUGUUUUUUUCUUUAGCUUUCAUUCUUUGGUCAUAGUUCUUCCACUCUGCCAGAGAAGCCAACAGGUGAACAUAGACAUGUGUGUCUCUUACUAAAGUUGCAACUCAUUGGCAAAGAGGAAAAUAUCAAAAUUUGGAAAGACACUUGUGAUCUUCAAAGAAGAAAAAUCAGAUGGAGAGAAGCCAGGAGAGCCAUGGGGCUUUUUUGUUACUCUUACAAAAGAAGAGGCAAACUCUGUAUACACAGCGACAAUGGAGUGUGUGUUUACCUUGAAAAACAAUUGUGGCUUUGGAAGAGACAGGACCAGAGAAGCUGAUGUUGUGAUGAAACAUUUUUUUUUAUAUCAAAGACCAGGAAAGCAAUAACAGUAUGAAGGUGCUGAUUAAGAAAUCUUGGCUUUUAGUGAAUGCAAUUUAAGAACUCUUAAAUUGAUGAUUUUCCCUGCUGAGCAGGAUAGUAAAUACAGCUGCUUUUGUAUAGAAGCAUGAACAAAUAAAAUAGACAUACCCUAUUUCCAACCUGUUUACCCAGAGUAAUCUCAGUAAGCAUGUAAAGCUAAUGAUGACAGCCUUCCUCAGCUUGAAAACAGUUGAUUUUAUUGAAAGAAUGACAAGAUGAAUGAGUCAUCUAAGCAAGUCUCUUUCAUCUGACAAUAAGCCGACCAACAGUCAAAGUAGAGCUCGAAAAACAGGAUAUUGAACACAUUUUUAAUAAAUAUAUCAGAAGAUUUUUAUCAAAGAGGUGUAUGUGUUCCUCUGAGUGACUGUACAGCAGCAUUUCACAGGAUUCUGAAGCAGAGAAGGCUCAAUAUGGAGAUCUUUACCUCAGUUGUGUGGUGUUUCUGAAACUAAGAUCAAAGAACUAGCAAAAGGAAAAUCAGUUAGGUCUCGCUCAUCGACAAAAGGCAAGGGCCUCCAGUUGAGAAAAAUGUAAAUGAUGAAAUCAGGACUGUAACAGAAUUUAUAUGUAAUGUAAAUCAGUAAAUGAAUCAGAAGAAUUACUUUUCUACUGAAACCAAAUCAUGCAGGCUUUCUGCUUAUACUGGAUGACUGUCUGUCAUGAUAUAAGUACACCUGACAGAAGAUUAUCCUUCAAGGAGAAUACUACUUUAGACCGGUCUGCUGUCUUACUUUCUUACCAGCUGUGGAAAACUGCCAGUUCCCCCAUCAACACUGAAAUCUUACCAACCAGGUCAUUCACUGGGUCUGAUUAUAUAAUAAAACAAACUUGUUGUGGACUGUUGGACAGUGAAGAUUACCAUCUCUCUAAGAAGCAUUAUCAGUCUGAAGCAGCGGGCUAUUAUGUGUUGUUCCAGCCCCAACAGUCUCAUCAAUCACUUGAGAACAUAAAAGUUAGAACGUCCAAGAGGGUUGUAAUGAAACCUGCCAUAGUCUGGUAAAUAAUACAUGUGACGUCUCUGUGGGUAUAAUUUGUAAUCAAAAGGCCAUUUAGUCCAAUUAAAAACAAUACUAAUUUAGCAAAUGAUCUACACAUUUAUUUACAGUGGCUAUGUUGUUUUAAACUAUGGUACCUGAAUUCUCAUUGCAUUAUUAUUGUAGAUGUAUCUUACUUUGUAUUAUAGGCUGUGAUACAUGUCCAUGUGUCUGUUUGUCAAACAACACAAGGUUUGGGUUUUGUUGCCUAUAAACAUGUACUCUAUGUGUGCUCUAUAAGCUUGCUGGUUAAUAGAAUGAUUGAAUGUAGUGAUGCAAGUACUUCUAAAACUGCCUUAAUUUAAAUUCUUCUCAUGGGGACCUUAAGUUAUUGGCCUGCUUGGAAAAUACUAACAGUGUUGCGAAUGUUUUGAUAUGUUUUUCUAUGAUAUACUUCAGCAUAGGGUGCAUUUUUAUAUGCAUAUGAUGAGAAGGCAAGUAAUAUAAAUGUAACACAUUUCAUUUAAUACUCAGGCCGUGCUUUUGCAUGUUGUAUAUAUGUGUUUAUCAUGGUGUCAUUCGACAGUAUUUUGCGCAGAACAAAAUGAAUGUUCUUGACUACCAAGUUGAAUAAGCAUUUGAUUGAGAAGAAAAAAACUAAAGAAAUUUUUAAAAAAUGCAGGCAUUUAACAUGAAGUGGUGAUUGGUACAGAAAUAUGUUUAUUUGUUUACAGGAUGAUAUUUGCACAGAGAUCAUUUAAAGGACAAAUGUGUUGUUUUCCAUUAUUUCCACUAGUCAUGUGGCACUCACAAGCACCAAAUGUGUUCUAAAGAUGACUGAAGAGUCUAGUGAAACAGCAUCACAUCCACAUGUGGAUUUGAUUUACCAAAAAAGGGUUGUUUAGAUUCCAUGUCCUGCGUUGUGACAUAACUUAAAAUUGGUAUAUGUACAACGUAAAAGUACAACAGAAAAGUCAUCAUUUAAACCUAAAGAUAAACAAGUGUCUCUGAGUGUGUCUAAACUAAAAUCCAUUUAAGCUUCAGACUCCAAUAGCUAACAUCAAUGUACUCAAUGGUGUGUGUUGGCAAGUGUAAACAUAUUGUUGAAGCUGUUAAAAGACAGAAGCUGUUCUUUGAAGUAUUCUACACAAUAAUUAAAAGCCUUCACUAAACCCUGUGAGUGCCUUACACAGCUUGAGAACAAAAACAUUCAACUUUCAAAACAUGCUGUUGUGCCAGAUCCCCUGCAUGUUUUGGUCAAAGGAAGCCACACUUUGACAACGCAGUGUCAGCACUUAAAAGGUUAAUUUACAUGCUACGUGUUUAUGGAUUUAGUUUAGACUCAGGAAACCAUAUAAUGAAUAUUUAUAUUAAAUCAUGUUUAUUUCUUGUACAUUUUAUAAAAAGGGUCUAUUGUAAAUUUCUGCAAGAGUUAUAUACACAACAAAGAAGUGUUCACUUUUGGCCAGAACAGGCCAGAAGUAAUGUGUUUAUGUGAUAUAUAUUAUCUAUAGUAUUAACCUCUUAAUACUCCUUAAUCCUAAAUAUGUAAUGUAUGGUUAAGUGAUAAAGCAGUAAUUUUCAGCCCUAAAACCAGGAUUAUUUGUUGAUCAACUGC
Molecule: messenger RNA, 5774 nt
Organism: Polyodon spathula (Mississippi paddlefish)
Lineage: Eukaryota; Metazoa; Chordata; Actinopteri; Acipenseriformes; Polyodontidae
Product: janus kinase and microtubule-interacting protein 3-like
Exons: 24
Coding region: 309-2819 (836 amino acids)
Molecular function (GO): microtubule binding; kinase binding
Source: RefSeq, a predicted model, not a curated record